Capsella rubella is the source of this 1263-nucleotide messenger RNA. Its product is annotated as ankyrin repeat-containing protein NPR4. Lineage: Eukaryota; Viridiplantae; Streptophyta; Magnoliopsida; Brassicales; Brassicaceae. Bases 1 to 1263 code for a protein of 420 amino acids. Gene Ontology annotation, molecular function: protein phosphatase regulator activity; protein phosphatase 1 binding. The record is from RefSeq and is a predicted model, not a curated record. The transcript is spliced from 2 exons. Gene Ontology annotation, cellular component: plasma membrane.
AUGACGGAAACAAACGAAGGAACAGUUUUGCACCUAGCCACACAGCUCUGCCCUUCCCUAGUCACUUCCACCAACUCCAAAGGUGACACUCCUCUUCCUUUUGCUGCUAGCUUGGGACACACGAGCACCUUAAUUCAGACGUCCAAGAAAUGCGAGAGAGAAACGCUAGAUGAUCCAAUACCUGAAGAAAUGAUGAACAAGGAUGGCUUGACACCUUUACAUUGUGCGGCAAUGAUGGGUUCUAUUGAAAUCCUUAGUAGAUAUCACGAUGAAAUGCCCUAUUGUUUCGAAUCAGUCACACGAGGAAAGAAAGAAACUGUCUUUCAUAUAGCUGCGAAACACAAGAAGAACGAAGCCUUCAUCUUCAUGGCUCAGCGUGAAAAGUUGGGCCAACUUCUCUACCAGCUCGAUGCAGAUGGCAAUAAUGUGCUUCACGUUGCCGCCUCCGUAGGAUCUAUUGCCCUGGUAAGUUACAUAAUGGACGAAACAAAAAUAGAAGUCGCCACCAAAAACAACAAGGGUUUUGCAGCGAUUGACCUUCUCAACAAAAAUGACGAAGGUUUCCGACAGCUAUCUAUCGCUCUGAUGUCUGAUCGUUCAAGUCGUAGAGAAAUGCGAAUUCUUGAGAUCCAAGUAUUAGAUGAACUGAAGAAGCUCGGGAUGCUUAGUGCUCAAAGUAGACAGAGUUCUAACAAGGAGAUGGAGAUGCAACUGGAAGCUUUGCAAAACGCUAGGAACUCAAUCACAAUAGUUGCCGUCUUGAUUGCAUCGAUCACUUUCACAUCCGGUCUGAACCCGCCUGGUGGGGUGUAUCAAGAAAAUCCCUACAUAGGGAAAGCAACCGCAGGAAGAACAAUAGCUUUCAUGAUCUUCUCGUUAAGCAAUAGCAUUGCAUUGUUUACAUCAGUUAGUAUGGUCAUUCUUCUCCUCAGCAUUAUACCUUAUAGAGAGGAUUCACUUAAGAAGUUCUUGGUUAUAGCACAUUGGAUGAUGUGGGUCGCUGUAGUAGCCAUGGCAAGCGCUUAUGUGGCGGCAACAGCGGUCACUUUGCCACAUUUUAGAGAAACAAAAUGUUUGCUCUAUGCCACUCUUGCUAUCGCUGGCUUGACGCUAGGCGGUAUGUUUGUUUAUCUACGGUUUAAGCUGACUAAAUGCAUCUUAAGUAAGAUGUAUUAUCUUAAAUUCAUAUCACCCUCGCUAGUAUCCAAGCAUGGGUCCUUAGACAUGGCAGCCAAUUCCAUGAAAGGCUAUUAUAGCUAUUGA